This is a messenger RNA of Cyclopterus lumpus (lumpfish), 1179 nucleotides long. RefSeq names its product CCN family member 3-like. Gene Ontology annotation, molecular function: heparin binding; integrin binding. Lineage: Eukaryota; Metazoa; Chordata; Actinopteri; Perciformes; Cyclopteridae. Gene Ontology annotation, biological process: signal transduction; cell adhesion. Bases 1 to 1068 code for a protein of 355 amino acids. The transcript is spliced from 5 exons. Gene Ontology annotation, cellular component: extracellular matrix; extracellular region. The record is from RefSeq and is a predicted model, not a curated record.
AUGACCAAUCUGUCAGAGAGAGCUCUUUUUGUCUUCUUUGCAGCACAGGUGUUUCCAAUAGUCUGGUCCCAGGUGUGCCCUCGGAGAUGUCAGUGCCCUAAGGAGCCCCCCAUGUGUCUCCCAGGGGUGCCUUUGAUCCUGGAUGACUGUGUCUGCUGCCUGGUGUGUGCCCGUCAGAAAGGGCAGGUCUGCUCUGAAAUGAACCCCUGUGACACACGGAAAGGGCUGCAGUGUGAAUACACCGUCGAUGUCCACAGGAGGACCGGUACCUGUGCCGCUCAUGAAGGAGAUGUGUGUGUUCUGGACGGUUCUGUCUAUCAGAAUGGCCAGACCUUCUUCCCCAGCUGUAAGUACCAGUGUAUGUGCCGCGAUGGACAGAUCGCCUGUGUGCCGCGCUGCACCGUGGACGUGAUGCUGCCUGGACCGGACUGCCCCAUGCCACGCAGGGUCCAGGUGCCUGGAGAGUGCUGCAAGAAGUGGGUGUGUGAACCCCAGGCUGAGUCCAGUGCACUGGGCGGCUUUGCCAUGGCGGCCUAUCGUCCGGAGGAAACAGUUAGCUUCAACGGUUGGGACCCCAGCCUUAACUGCAUCGAGCAGACCACAGAGUGGGGCGCCUGCUCUCAAACCUGCGACAUGGGAGUGUCCACCAGGGUCAGCAAUAAGAACCGGCGGUGCGAGAUGGUGAAGCAGAGCCGACUGUGUAUGAUCAGGCCCUGUGACAACCAGCAGGAACAGACGCAGCUGACACAACUUGCACACAAGAGAGGCAGUAAGUGUCAGAGGACGGUGAGGAGCGAUGCAGCCGUCCACUUUUCCUAUAAGAACUGCACCAGCGUCCAGGUCUACAAGCCUCGCUACUGUGGCUCCUGCACAAACGGCCGCUGCUGUACCCCCCACAGAACCAAGACCGCCCUGGUGGAGUUCCAGUGUGCCAAAGGUAAAACAACCAGGAGGCCGGUCAUGGUGAUCCUGACCUGUGCCUGUCACAGCCACUGUCCCCGAGACAACGCUGUGUGGCAGCCAUCGGAAAUGGGAUACAGCAGUUAUAGGUCAUUAAAUCACUCUUAAAAAGGGAGAAUAGCUUUCUAUUCAUAUUAAAACACGAGUUGCGUUAACUCUAAAUGUUAUAUUAAAACAAGUCUGUGAUAUAUCAACAGUGAAAAUAAGAUUAGAUCUGCU